Pezoporus occidentalis (night parrot) is the source of this 4353-nucleotide messenger RNA. It is a transcript of the gene SLC25A42, whose product is annotated as solute carrier family 25 member 42. The record is from RefSeq and is a predicted model, not a curated record. NCBI's taxonomy places the organism in Eukaryota, Metazoa, Chordata, Aves, Psittaciformes, Psittacidae. Gene Ontology annotation, biological process: transmembrane transport. Gene Ontology annotation, cellular component: mitochondrial inner membrane. Bases 29 to 1006 code for a protein of 325 amino acids. The transcript has 7 exons.
CUUCUGCCCACUUGUAAGUGCAACUGGUAUGGGUAAUGGUGUGAGAGAAGGUCGAGUGGAUUUCCAGCGGCAGGAUGUGGAGCCGGUUCCAUCAACCUUACCAGAGGAAACCCGGGAGAAAAAGAAAGUGCUCAACUCCCUGAUGUCUGGUGCAUUGGCUGGUGCUGUUGCUAAAACUGCAGUAGCUCCACUGGACAGGACAAAAAUCAUGUUUCAAGUGUCUUCAAAAAGAUUUUCUGCCAAGGAAGCCUACAGGCUGAUUUAUCGCACCUACCUCAAUGAAGGCCUCUGGAGUCUCUGGAGGGGGAACUCAGCCACCAUGGUCCGUGUGAUCCCUUAUGCUGCCAUUCAGUUCUGUGCACACGAAGAGUACAAGCAGCUCCUGGGGAGUUACUACGGCUUCCAGGGAAAAGCGCUGACACCCUUCCCUCGAUUCAUUGCUGGCUCUCUGGCAGGCACAACGGCUGCCAUGUUAACCUACCCUUUGGAUAUGGUCCGUGCUCGAAUGGCUGUCACGCCGAAGGAGAUGUACAGCAAUAUUGUUCAUGUCUUCAUCCGAAUAUCCCGAGAGGAAGGAUUGAAGACAUUGUACAGGGGAUUUACACCAACCAUCAUUGGAGUGAUUCCAUAUGCUGGGCUUAGCUUCUUCACCUAUGAGACACUGAAGAAACUACAUGCAGAUCACAGUGGGAAGUUGCAGCCAUCGCCCCCGGAGCGCCUCUUGUUUGGUGCCUGUGCAGGUUUGAUUGGCCAGUCAGCAUCUUACCCCCUGGACGUGGUUCGCCGGCGGAUGCAGACGGCGGGGGUCAUGGGACACACGUACAGUUCCAUCCUUCUCACCAUGCAGGAGAUUAUAAGAGAAGAGGGACUAAUCCGUGGCUUGUACAAAGGACUCAGCAUGAACUGGGUCAAAGGUCCAAUUGCAGUGGGAAUAAGCUUCACAACCUUUGACCUGAUGCAGAUCCUUCUCCGUAAAUUACAGCAUGGCUCUAAUGUUGAAAGGUAGUAGCUUAAUCCCCACAGCCCUUGCUGGGGAAAAGUACAGCACGUGUAGAAAGAGCAAUGCUAGCCUUCCCUCACCUCACACCUGCUCUCCUGCAGCUGAGAACUCACCUUUACUUGUUUGUUAUUUUCUGUUGUUGGAUUUUCUUCUUUUUAAUGAGCCUCUGAGUUACUUGGAAACCUCAACCUGAAACUAAUGCUUUCCUAAGCAAACUUCUUCCUAGAAUUCUGCAGCACCGAGUCCUCUGCAGUAGCUGCCUCACCCUUCUGGUUCACUCUGUGAUACCAGGAGUGGAGCCUCUCAAACAAAACCGUGCUGCUGCUGGCUCCUCACCUGGGUCUCUGUGGGCAGAUGAAGCGGUGCAUGAUGAAAGAGAGGACUCGGUGCUGGUGGAAUGAAGCCCUGAAUCUGGGAAGUGACUGCUCUUCCCAGUAGGCAGUUCUUAGUUAUUGAACAUGUGCUAGCUGGUGGCAGUCUGCCAAGUGCAAUAUUCCAGCUCGUUUGUAGGGAAUUCCAGAUUCCUCUGACCUGUAAACAUGAGUCUCCAUAAAACAGGACAGAGCAGGAUUUAACAGGUCCAGGUCACGUCCAGAACAUAAGAAGUUCAGUGUGGGCUCUGGCUGGAAACACUAUCCUUUUUCAAACGUUCUCAUUUCUGAGUUGCAUAAAAUAUCCCUUGCUCCAGCAUCCCUCUGAGAUUACCAAAGACAGAGGCCAGCAGGAGAGGGAAAUUCUGAGCAGUUCUGGAAAUCAAAUCCUCAUGUUUGUCAGUGUUGAGGAGGGGCUGUGCCUGGGUUCACAGACUGGAUUGAAUUGACCUGCAGUAGUGCUUUCAGGCUCCCCAAGCCUUUCUGUUGUGGUUAUGGUCUUAAAGGCAGCGUUUUCUGAGGGAUUUGGCAAACUGUAAUGUUGAUGCACUAGAAAAGGAAGUGUUACAGACUUGAAAUUUCAGCAGUUUUAUCCUGCAGUAUUAUUGCUGCUGCUUUAUGCAAGAACAAACGUCAGGGAGAUGCAGAUCCAGCGAUCCUGAGAGGCUCUUCACGUCCGGUGAACGUGGCCUGGCAGUUGGCUCUAGCUGCUGGUCCUGCUUUGGAACAACUUUGUUGUCUUAUGGUGCCUGCUGUGUAGGUUGUGUCCCCUCUGUUCAUUAGUCCAUGCCUAAGCCCACUUGUUUUUAUUCCUAGGGUUCUUCUAGACCAGCUGGGUCCUUGAGAGAAUGGGAGUACCCAAACCAGUAUUGACCCUUCAGAAAUGAUAACCUAGUGCCAAUCAUUUCCAGCUGCAAUCUGAAAAUGAAUGGUAAAGAACCUUCCAGUGUUUCUAUUUGAGAUCAGUUUUCAGGGAAAUGGAGAUUUUUGGGGGUGGUUUUGGUUUAUGUUCCAUUCCUAGGUGAAAUAUGGAGUGUAACAAAGGUCACAGCAAACUUCAGACUUCUCUGAGAAUCAGAUGACAUAAGCUAAGAUUAAAAAUCCCUUUCCAGCUGACACAGCCCACAAUGUAUUAAAGAAAACUAAGGUGUCAUUUAAAAGCUGUCCUUUUCUGGUGUAUUUUAGCUGUUGUAGUUUGAGCCUUGUGUCUUUAUUAAUGGGACUGGAGGUAAUUGCACAAUUGGUAGAAGUAGCUUUCUCCUUCCUUUUGCAUUUGCACUUGUUCUUUGGAGCAUAACUUGCUUCUAAUGCCAAAUAUUUCCCCAGGAAUCGAGCACCUACACUUCCAGUUUGUGGACGUGGCAGAAAACCAGUGUACUGAGGUAUUAGCAUGUGUGGUGUUCCCAGAACACGUGGGAUCAAUCAUGCUUUAAUGCUCACGGAUAAGCAGGGUAUUAACCUCAGUGAUUUCUGCCUCCAAGCCCACAAAUGAUGACUGCUGUUGUGAAACUGCAGUCACUGAUUUACCUUGUGAUUAAUGUCAGGUGUUGCUGUUUUCAGAGUCUUUAGAGCCGAUGGCCAUGAAGUCUGAACAGUUUUUGCUCCCAUUGCUAGGGGAAGAUGAUCAGCUGUUCUCUUUGGGUGAAGUUUUGUUUAGUCCUAUGCAAGAGCUCUGAUUUCUUUUCUCCAAUGGAGAAGCCAAUUACUUCUGCUCUUGUGUUUAUCUUGUCUGGCCCAGUGAGGAAAUCCUGAGGCAGUUGUAUCCUACCACAGAAGGGAGGUACAGACCAGCACCCGGGUGUGCCAGCGGUUGACUCUGCGUGUGUAUGUGGCUGACUGUGUGCACAAUCUGUGCCAAGCUCUCUCUCAGCUUGGAGGCUGCUGGUUCAAAGCACAGUCCUUCCUGCCCAGCUGAUGGGUACUGUAUGAAGACAAGAGGAAGGUGAACUGUGGCAUCCAAGCUGGAGUGAGCUCCUUUGCUCCACAGUAUGGUAGGUCAUCUCAGAGGCAAGUGCAGCAGUGCUUGUUGUAGGAGAUGAUGAGCAUCGCUGAACCUCUGUGGCAACAGAGGUGGCUUAAUUCCUCCUGGGUCCUGGCAGAGCAAGGAUUUACACUGGAUGACUUGCCUCUUGUUUGGGACUGAACGGGAGGGCAGAUCUGCACGAGGUACCUUCUGCUGUGUCAGGAGUACAUGAACAGGGGCCUGUGGAGGAGGCAGCUUCUGCUGAGCCCAGCAUCGCCCACCAUGGUGCAGGCAGCUCAUCGAGAGCAUGGGGACUCUCAGCUGAGAAACAAGACCUGAAGCACAGCCAGGCUUGAAGCGUUGGGCUCAGUUGUUCCUGAAUGAACCCCUGGUUUCAAUUCAGUGGAGUCGUAGCCGAACACGUUUGCCCAAGUUCUGCAGGCUGAGGGGUGGUUCAGAGGCACAUCUCUGAAUUCAGUCUGUGCUGGGUUUGGUGCUUUUGUUUCUUGGGGGAGGAGUGUUCAGAGUAACUGUGUGUUAUUGCAUUGGGUUCUUUCAAAUAGCAUUGGGUUUGGUUUUACUUUUAUGUUCCCUCUCUGAUUUGAAUGUAGGAAAGGAGAAACAGUGUUCCCUUCCCCUCUCCUAAUCCCUGCAUGAAUUGAGACGUGUUCCAGAUCUCUCCGGGGCCUCAAUGAGGGCCCGAGGAGUUUUGGGCAUGCUGAUUUGGAAAGGAGGUGGGAGGGGAGGGUGGGUGCUGGCCAGGAAGAUCCGUUGCCUUUAGCUCCGAGAGAGGUCUAACAGGAAUAUUCUCUAGUUGUUCUCUUUAGAACUUCUUUAUUACCACAAAUUCUCUAAUGUUUCAUUUUAUUCUUCUCGAAUACCUUGCUUUUAUUUCCAAGUCAUGUUUCUCUUUGUUCCUUAAUGUGUUAGUGCCAAACAUUAACUUGUGCAUUUAUUGUUCCCCCUCUGCUCUCCUUCUCUCCCUGCUUCUGCACCUUUAGUCCCGCACGAGCACUUGG